Molecule: messenger RNA, 432 nt
Organism: Argiope bruennichi
Lineage: Eukaryota; Metazoa; Arthropoda; Arachnida; Araneae; Araneidae
Product: histidine-rich glycoprotein-like
Exons: 1
Coding region: 1-432 (143 amino acids)
Source: RefSeq, a predicted model, not a curated record
AUGUCUCACCAAUUCCGCCACGACACUCGAAAUCCCAACACCACAUACACUCAUUACCCACACCACAACGGCACUCGAAAUCUAAACACCACAUACACUCAUUACCCACACCGCCACGACACUCGAAAUCACAACACCACAUACACUCAUUACCCACACCGCCGCGACACUCGAAAUCCCAACACCACAUACAGACAUUACCUACACCGCCACGACACUCGAAAUCCCAACACCAUAUACACUCAUUACCCACACCACAACGGCACUCGAAAUCCCAACACCACAUACAUUCAUCAUUACCUACACCACCACGACAAGCGAAAUUCCAACACCACAUGCAGUUAUGCACUCCACCACGACCGCAAUAGUUCCAAUACUACACAUAUUACCCAUUCAACUACGAAUCCCACUGUUCUAACAUCACAUGCAUGA